Messenger RNA from Sugiyamaella lignohabitans, 2238 nucleotides. It is a transcript of the gene CDC16, whose product is annotated as anaphase promoting complex subunit CDC16. The record is from RefSeq and is a predicted model, not a curated record. Gene Ontology annotation, biological process: cell division. Lineage: Eukaryota; Fungi; Ascomycota; Dipodascomycetes; Dipodascales; Trichomonascaceae. Bases 1 to 2238 code for a protein of 745 amino acids. Gene Ontology annotation, molecular function: protein binding. The transcript has a single exon.
AUGAGACUAGGAUCGAAUGGUAGCAAUGGAACUUCUGGAAUAAGUAGAACGCGUUUGAAAAAUUCUUCGUUUAAAACUGACAAUGGCUCACAUUCCGCUGGAAAGGCUCUAUCUCAAGUAGAUACAUUACGCCAGUGGAGACAAGAUGCCUUGAUGAAACAUCAAUACAAGACUGCUGAAUUUGUUGGGGACAAGGUCUUAACAUUGACGGCGGAUAUGAACGAUGCUUAUUGGCUUGCAAAAAUUCAUUUUACAGCUGGUAAUUAUGGAAGAGCCCACAAUGUCCUAGUAUCCCAACCCCAUUGGCGUACUUCUUUGCAGUAUAGAUACCUAGCUGGCUUGAGCCUCUGUAAUAUGGGAAAAUGGGACCAAGCACUGGAUAUUGUUGGUGAGUCCAAUGAUCAGAUUAUCGCUCUCGAAAAACAAUCUGAUAGUGAUAAUGAUGACUUAACUGAAAAACAACUUGGAAUCACAGGUUCCCUUGAAGCAGGGAAGUACUCCAGCAAUGGUGGUAAUAGUGAAACAAGGAAAAGUUCGGAAGAGAUUUCAGGAAAUUAUUCCCAAGUAGGGACUGGCCAAGAGGCGGAAUCACUCACACCAGCAUCACACCCAGAAUCAGGUUCGGCAUUAGGACCCAAGGGCAAGUCGACUAUAGCCAUAUCUUCUCAAAUAAAACCACCCCCACCCCCUUCAAAGACUUCUGCAUCAGUACACUCGUUAUCAUCUAUCCCAUUUUCUUCAUCAUCAUCUGCAGCUGCGGCACGAGCUGCUAUUCCUUUGCAAAUUAGAACGACAUCUGAACAAACAUAUCCAACUUCGUCAUCAACAAGUCCAUCUGUUAAUCCACUAACUCUAAGUCCUACAAAUAUGAUGCCAGAAUCAUCAGAUGGAAUAAAAAUUGAAGCAUCACUGUGCUUCCUGAGGGGUCAAAUAUAUACCAAUGACAAUAACUUUGACAAGGCAAAAGAGUGUUACAGGGAAGCAGUCAAAAUUGACGCUAAAUGCUAUGAAGCUUUUGAUGAACUUGUAACAAACAAUCUAAUGACCCCACAAGAAGAAUGGGAUUUCUUAAAAUCGUUGGACUUUGAGGGGAGCGCUGGAUCAGGCAACGCAGAGCUCGUGAAGGCUCUUUAUUCAAUCCGCCUUGGAAAAUAUAUCAACCUCGCUGAAUAUAAAGAGGCUCACUCUCUGCUUACCGACUACUAUGGUCUUGGAGAAAACCCUGACAUUUUGCUUAGCCAGGCUGAUGCACUACUGACACAAAAUCGACAUCGGGAAUGCCUUCAUGUUUGCGAAAAAAUUCUCUCUCACGAUAAAUUCAAAUUUGCGGCUUUGCCAAAUUAUCUUGCAUGUCUGUACGAACUAGGUUCCCGUAAUAGGCUAUUCCAGCUGGCUCAUGAACUUGUGGCAUCCAGUCCUCAGGAAGCUGUAUCCUGGCAGGCUGUGGGUGUCUACUACAUGGUAAUUAACAAAAUAAGCGAGGCUCGUAGAUAUUUCAGCAAGGCAUCGAUGAUGAAUCCAUAUUUCGCACCCGCUUGGGUUGGGUUUGCCCACACUUUUGCAGCCGAGAAGGAACAUGAGCAGGCUAUAUCUGCCUACUCUACGGCUGCGCGUCUGUUCCCGGGUUCUCAUCUUCCGACGUUGUUCCUUGGAAUGCAGCAUCUUCAGCUAGGCAAUGUUACUCUUGCUGAUGACUAUCUAGCUACAUCUUAUAAUGUUUGCAAAACGGAUCCAUUGCUGCUUAAUGAGAUGGGUGUUGUAUAUUAUGAAAAGAGAGAGUAUGAGAGAGCCGAAUCAUUUUUCUUGAAGGCACUUGAAGUGGCGUCCGACCUUGAAUCAGACCCUAAAUCGUGGCUGGCGAUCAAAUCCAACCUUGGUCACGUUUACCGACGACAGGAGAACUUCGAUAAAUCGUUAACCUACUUUGAGGAAGUUUUACGAGUUUCACCUAAAGACCCUGGAAUACAUACUUCCAUGGGCCUUGUUAAUCUCAUGGCCAGUCGGACAAUGCUUGCUAUUGAGAACUUCAAUGAUGCACUUAGUUUGUCACCCGGUGAUCCUAUAACCUCAGACUUGCUGAAGAAAGCCCUUCAAGAGCACUCUAGAUCCUUGGAGCUGGCGACCGUUGAUGAUCGGUUUCUAUUUCAGGACCCCGAUUUACAAGAUCUGGUAGAUCUAUCAGAUGAGGAUAGUCUGGAAAAUGACGAAGGGGAUCAGUCAGGUAUGGAGUUAGAAUAG